Molecule: messenger RNA, 1020 nt
Organism: Vicia villosa (hairy vetch)
Lineage: Eukaryota; Viridiplantae; Streptophyta; Magnoliopsida; Fabales; Fabaceae
Exons: 2
Coding region: 1-1020 (339 amino acids)
Source: RefSeq, a predicted model, not a curated record
AUGCUGGGCACGACUACUGUCAAUUACAGAUUCAAUGUUAAUGGGGAUUACACUGAGAUUUUGGAAGCUAAAAGAGGUAUUAGACAAGGAGAACCAAUCUCCCCUUUACUCUUUGUGAUUAUGAUGGAAUACAUGAACAGAGCGCUAACCAAGAUGUCUAAGAAUCCUGAAUUCAAAUUUCAUAGCAAGUGUAAAAAGUUGAAUAUUACUCACCUUUCAUUUGCAGAUGAUGUUUUGCUCUUUAGUAGAGGGGAUCACUUAAUUGAGAUUCUUCUUGAUGCCUUUAAUUCUUUCUUUGAAACCACAGGUUUCAUAGUCAACCCAAAGAAAUGCAAGGCAUUCUUUGGAGGGAUGGACAGUGAAACUAAGAAGAAAGUGUUGCUGCAUACUGGAUUUUCUGAAGGCCAGUUUCCUAUUAGAUAUCUAGGCAUCCCUUUGGCUAGUACAAAGCUCAGCAUUCAUCAGUAUUUUCCUCUUACUGAUAAGAUUGUAAGUAUAAUUAGGCAUUGGUCUGCUAAUCUUCUUAGCAUUGUUGGCAGGAUCCAGCUUGUGAAAAGCAUUAUUGUAGCUAUAGCCCAAUAUAUGAUGCAUUGUCUUCCUCUCCCUAAAGCUGUUAUAAAGAAGGUGGAUUCCAUUUGUAGGACUUUUAUCUGGGCAGGGAAAGCUAGAGACUUCAUGACUGAUUUGCAUACUAAUAGAUAUACCUGGAUGAUGAAGGUGUAUAAUGCGCUUAUGGAGGAGGCUACUAGGGUGGAUUGGUAUCAUUUGAUGAGCCAUAAUAUAGCUAGACCUAGAGCAAAAGUGAUUUUAUGGCUAGCAAUCCAAAACAGACUGCCUACCAAACAGAGAUUGCAUAAGAUAGACAUUCUGCAGCAACAAACUUGUGAAUUGUGUGAAGAGAAAUAUGAAUGUAUUGAUCACUUGAUGUUCAAUUGUCCCCAUACAGUGGGAAUAUGGCAUUCUAUCAUGAACUGGAUGGACAUCAGGGAUACUAGGAGCAUGGAUUUUGAUUGGAUCUAG